AUGGCGGUCGCAUCAACGUACUCGGGCUGGGUCAAGGAGCUCGAAGCCUUCAAGCCUACGACGAGCGACGAAGACGACGACGACGACGACGACGAUGCCCGGGUCGAAGCGAUCGCGGCCGAGUACGCACGCCCCCGGCGGGGACACUCGUCGCAGCUGGACGAGAUCAAGCAAGAAAUGAAGCUUCUCAAUUGGCACAAGCUCGCCAACGAAGCCGCGCUCAAGGCCGCGCUCAUCAAGACGAAAAAACUCAAGCGCGAAGACUUGCGCGUGGCGGCGAUCGUCGACGCCGACGAGCGACACGAGCGGCGGCAGCAGAUCGAAGAAGAGGAAAACAUGAAGCCGCUCGAGGUCACGGCCGAGUUUAUCCGACAGUACGAAGCCGACGAGCGCCGGGAAGAAAUGCGUCUUGAAAACAAGGUGGCGCGCCAUAUCAACUGCUUGCGGAAACUCAAGGGCAUGCUCGCCGAGCGAGAAGAGCUCCGAGCGCGCCACUUGCGCUACCGCGACGGCCGCGCGGCCCUCGAGCGCAAGCUAGCUGGCGUACGACGUUGA
Messenger RNA from Saprolegnia parasitica CBS 223.65, 555 nucleotides. RefSeq lists its product as hypothetical. The record is from RefSeq and is a predicted model, not a curated record. The transcript has 3 exons. Lineage: Eukaryota; Oomycota; Saprolegniomycetes; Saprolegniales; Saprolegniaceae. Bases 1 to 555 code for a protein of 184 amino acids.